AUGCCGGCCGUCAUAUCCAAGUACCUGGACGGACGGAUCAUCCGUCGGGACAACGUGAGCAAGGGCGUGGUGGCCGCGGCCGUGCUGCUGUACGGCUGCAAGAUCGGUUACCCAAUCGUGUUGAAAGUUUGCGGCGCCGACGGUGGCGGCAAGGGCGACAAGGCACCCGACGGCGGCGGAUCGCGGCGACCGUCGGGCGAGUCCAACGACAAUAACAACACCAAAGGGUCCACCACGGCCAUUUCCACCGUGGCCGUGAUAGGCGGCGGCGGCGGCAGCGGCAAGAGAUCGGGGACCGGCGGCAAAAGGACGAGAGCCGCCGGGCCGGGCAUCAACCGCGAGUUCCUGGUCCAGCUCAAGAAGCUGCUCCACCUCAUGGUGCCCGGUUUCUGGACGCCCGAGGUGGGUCUGCUGUCCAUGCACACUGUGGCCCUGGUGUGCCGCACGUUCAUGUCCAUAUUUGUUGCCACCAUGGAGGGCAAAAUGGUCAAGUUCAUCGUCCGCAGGGACGUGCCCAACUUCGGGUGGAUGCUGUUCAAGUGGCUGCUGUGCGCCCUGCCCGCCACGUUCCUCAACUCCAUGAUCCGGUAUCUGGAGUGUAAGCUCGCCCUGGCUUUUAGAACUCGAUUGGUCAACCACGCGUACGGUAUGUACUUCAAGGACCAGACUUACUAUAGGGUGAGCAACAUGGACGGCCGGAUCGAGAACGCAGACCACCGGUUAACGGACGACAUCACGGCGUUCACGUCGUCCGUGGCGCACCUGUACUCGCACCUGACCAAGCCGCUGUUCGACUGUGCACUGAUUGCGCUCACCUUGGCCAGGAGCAGCAAGCAAAUGGGCGCCGCUGUCGUACCAGGACCAUUAUUGGCCAUUGUCGUUAUCAGCAUCACAGGACAGAUACUGCGAAUGCUGUCACCAAAAUUCGGUUCCUUAGUCGCCGUGGAGGCAGACAGGAAGGCUUAUCUCCGUCAUAUCCAUUCCAGGGUUAUCACGAAUGCCGAAGAAAUCGCGUUCUACGGUGGUCACAAGGUGGAAAUGAUACAUUUGCAAAACGCCUACCAGUCGUUGGUCCGACACAUGAACGCAAUAUUCUCUCAAAGACUGUGGUACGUCGUCCUAGAACAGUUCCUGAUGAAAUACGUAUGGAGCGGAACCGGAAUGGUGGUCGUGUCGUUACCGAUAAUAACUAGCUCAAGAGUAGCAGAACUUAACGAUUCUCCGGAUGGAGGAGUGAGCGAGCGAACUCAAUAUUUGACCACAGCAAGGAAUCUGCUAGCUUCAGGAGCCGAUGCCGUCGAAAGAUUAAUGACUUCGUACAAGGAAAUUGUCGAACUCGCUGGCUACACAUACAGGGUAGGUGCCAUGCUCGACGUGUUCAACGACGUCAGCAAGUGUAAAUACCGUCGAAACGGAUUGACCAAUGGAAAAGUUCACAAGAUGUUACCAAAAUUGCACUACAACAAGGACGGGCAACUCGUGAUCAGAGGCGUGGUGAAAAACAGUCCGGACGGUAGCAUAUCGCUGUACGACGUGCCCAUAGUGACGCCCAACAGCGACGUCGUCGUGUCCAGUCUUACGAUGACGAUGAAACCCGGCGAACACCUGCUGAUCACCGGCCCCAACGGGUGCGGUAAAUCGUCUCUUUUCAGAGUCCUAAGCGGACUGUGGCCCGUCUACGCCGGCACGCUAAUCAGGCCGCCGAAUUGUUGCAUGUUCUACAUACCGCAAAGGCCAUACAUGACAAUAGGAAGCCUGAAAGAACAAGUAAUUUAUCCAGAUACUCUUUCGGAUAUGCUGACCAAAGGAAUUACCGAACAAGACUUGGAGGCGUGCCUGGCUCAAGUCCACCUGUCCCAUUUGGUACAGAGAGAAGGCGGUUGGGACGCGACAGCGGACUGGAAAGAUGUUUUAUCUGGUGGCGAGAAACAAAGGAUGGCCUUUGCCAGAAUCUUUUACCACAAACCAUCAUUUGCUCUUCUGGAUGAAUGCACCAGUGCCGUGAGCAUAGACGUCGAAAGUGAUAUGUAUCAGUCAGCUAAGGACUCCGGCAUCACACUGCUCACCAUCACCCACAGGCCGUCUUUAUGGAAAUUCCAUUCGCAUAUAUUGCACUUUGACGGUGAAGGCGGGUGGAAAAUUACAACACUAGGGCAAAAAGAAAAAGAUACCGGUAUAUUAGCAAUUGAACAACCGAAAGAUAAAUUAGUGAAUGGAAUUUCGUAGAGUGCAAAUCAUAAACGUUGAAAACAUAUCUUGCCAACCUUUAAAUUUUAAU
This is a messenger RNA of Melanaphis sacchari, 2278 nucleotides long. RefSeq names its product ATP-binding cassette sub-family D member 1 (gene ABCD). Bases 1 to 2226 code for a protein of 741 amino acids. Gene Ontology annotation, biological process: very long-chain fatty acid catabolic process; fatty acid beta-oxidation; peroxisome organization. The record is from RefSeq and is a predicted model, not a curated record. Gene Ontology annotation, molecular function: ATP hydrolysis activity; ATP binding; ABC-type transporter activity. Gene Ontology annotation, cellular component: peroxisomal membrane. Lineage: Eukaryota; Metazoa; Arthropoda; Insecta; Hemiptera; Aphididae. The transcript is spliced from 11 exons.